Messenger RNA from Telopea speciosissima, 771 nucleotides. RefSeq names its product cyclin-dependent kinase inhibitor 1-like. The transcript is spliced from 4 exons. Gene Ontology annotation, cellular component: nucleus. Bases 62 to 763 code for a protein of 233 amino acids. Gene Ontology annotation, biological process: negative regulation of cyclin-dependent protein serine/threonine kinase activity. The record is from RefSeq and is a predicted model, not a curated record. NCBI's taxonomy places the organism in Eukaryota, Viridiplantae, Streptophyta, Magnoliopsida, Proteales, Proteaceae. Gene Ontology annotation, molecular function: cyclin-dependent protein serine/threonine kinase inhibitor activity.
AACCCACACUCGCGCAGAGCGAGCUGUGAUCGAACAAGGAGAGCUGGAGAUAUCUACAGAGAUGGGGAAGUAUAUGAGGAAAUGCAAAGGGAUUGGUGAAAUUGCAGUGAUGGAGGUGGCGCAGGUUGGUGUUACAACUAGAGCUCGAACCCUAGCCAUGGCGACAGCAGCAGCGGCAGCGGCGGCGGCUGCGAGCGCGGGCGCAACGAAGAGAAGGAAGGUCGGUCCUAGAGAAUUACAGUUCUCUUCGUCGUAUCUUCAUCUCCGAAGCCGUCAACUCCCCGUGAUCACACCAGAGAAACCAGUUUCCCCGGAGAUUUCGGAGAAUCCCGGUCAAGUUAUCACUGAAGAUCGAUGCUCAAGCCCUAACUCCGAUCAUGUUCAGGCGUCUCGGUGCUCGAGCAACGGAUCCACAGAGCUCGUGAAUGAGAGCUUGAGAUCCGUAGAUCUAGAGGGUGAGGGUGAUUGCUUCCAUAUUGAUGAUUCGACAACGUAUUCCGACUGCAGACAAAGGAGAGAGAAGACACCAUCAAGCGAUCUUCGUGCGGAAUUAGGAGAUCUGGAGUCGACGGCGAGAGUAGCAGAGGCGAAUUCUCGCCACAGAUUGAUGGCUGAGAAGAUGCCAACGGAGGCUGAAAUUGAAGAUUUCUUCUCCGUCGCCGAGAAGGAGGAGCAGAAACGGUUUACUGACAAGUAUAACUUCAAUAUCUUGAAGGACGUUCCAUUGGAGGGUCGUUACGAGUGGGUUCGAGUAAAACCAUGAUCAGAAAA